AUGCCUUUCACCGCCUCCGACAUCUGCAAGAUCAUCCUCGCCAUCAUCCUCCCACCUCUCGGUGUCUUCCUUGAGAGAGGUUGUGUCGCUGACUUCUGGAUCAACGUCCUCCUCACAAUUCUCGGAUACCUUCCUGGUAUCAUCCACGCCUUGUACAUCAUUCUGAAGUACUAG
Messenger RNA from Orbilia oligospora ATCC 24927, 174 nucleotides. RefSeq lists its product as uncharacterized. The transcript has 3 exons. Lineage: Eukaryota; Fungi; Ascomycota; Orbiliomycetes; Orbiliales; Orbiliaceae. The record is from RefSeq and is a predicted model, not a curated record. Gene Ontology annotation, cellular component: membrane. Bases 1 to 174 code for a protein of 57 amino acids.